Xylaria bambusicola is the source of this 3012-nucleotide messenger RNA. Its product is annotated as serine/threonine-protein phosphatase pp2a catalytic subunit. NCBI's taxonomy places the organism in Eukaryota, Fungi, Ascomycota, Sordariomycetes, Xylariales, Xylariaceae. Gene Ontology annotation, molecular function: protein serine/threonine phosphatase activity. Gene Ontology annotation, cellular component: cytosol. The coding region runs from base 1 to 3012 and encodes 1003 amino acids. Gene Ontology annotation, biological process: mitotic cell cycle; peptidyl-serine dephosphorylation. The transcript has 9 exons. The record is from RefSeq and is a predicted model, not a curated record.
AUGUCUGAAGAGAGAAGUAAAAUCUCACUUCGGAAGGGUCCCAAGAGGAAGAACCGCCCGACGAUUAGUGCGCCGAGGCAGAUAUCGGCACCUAUCCCCAAUAAUGAUGGCCCGCCUAUUCCCAGGAGCGUUGGGGGUAGACCGGCCGCCAUUACCGAUAAUGUACCUCCGCCACGCCAACGACCGCCUCCAUCAACGGGCGGAAAGACCGGUGAUCUUGUCAAGCGUCGUUACUCUACGCGGUUCAACAAUUUACCCUCAGACUUUGAUGCCGAGAAACCACCUGUCCCCUCCAUGCCCAACCUUGACCUGUCGAAAUAUGAUCAAUCAGUAAACUCGCGGCCGCCUCCAUCACGCGGUCCAGGUGGGGCUCCACCAACAGUUGAUCCGAAAGCUCUACGGGAUCCCAGAUUAGUCCCUGACCAAUACGUCGCCGCCAUUCUCAGUGAGGCAACUGAGGAUGAGAUUCGGGACUAUGAAGACGCCCUGCGGAAGUUGAAAGCAAGAGCGUCGAGUGACCUACAGCAAAAUGUCUACCAAAACCGUACACAAUUCAUCAAGAUAAGUAAGGAGGCCGAGAAGUUGAAAAGCGAGAUGCGUUCACUUCGUAAUCUUUUCAAAGAACUAGAGACAAAUACAAACGCAUUACGAGCCGCAUCUAACAAAGAUAGCACUGCCGGAGAUUUCUCCACAGGUCUAAGCAAAAGAGACAAGAGAAGCUCAGUGGCUGACAGGACCGCCUUAUGGAACUCUCAGAUGCAGGCACUAUACAAGAAUGUCGAAGGUUCUCAGAAGUUUCUUCCCAAUUCUAUGGGUAGACAUGUGGUUCAGAACGCUGGGCCUUGGAUUGAGUUGGACAAUGCAACUUAUAAAUCCAGACGAUCUAUGCAAAUCUUUCUGUUGAACGACCAUCUUCUAGUCGCCUCACGCAAGAAACGGAAAGUAGAAAAUCCUAACGACGUGCGUGGGCCGGCCACUAAAUUGGUCGCGGAUCGUUGUUGGCCUCUGUUGGAUGUUGAAGUCGUGGAUAUGGCUGCAACGAGCGAAGCUUAUAGUGGCAGGAACAAGCUAGCGGACGCCGUCAUGGUUCGAGGGGUUGGCCAGGAAUCUUUCAUUUAUCGGACGGAGAAACCCGAAGACCCCGAGAAGUCAGCAUUGCUACUUAAUAUUCGCAAGGCUGUUGAAGAGUUGCGCAAGGGCCUACAAUCUGAGAUGGAAGCAAAUAAUAAGGCCAAAGAAACAAUCAACUACUUUGCAUCUCGAGAUCCUGGAUUAUUGCAGAAGACAGAAUUACUCGAAACACUAUCUGAUAUCAAAGACAUGUUGAUUGAAGUAGAUGGGAAGCAGCAGAACUUGCGCUGGGUUGAAGGCCAAAUGGACGAGCUCGACAUUGAUAUUGCGUUACAACGCUUUGACGAAGCUGUCAAGCGUGUAGAGAAGCUAAAAAGCUUGGCUAGAGGGCUCAAAAGUAACGCUAUCGCUCAAGAUUUUAUCAAUUUUAAGGUGGAAGAAAGAAGCUCUAAACUUGCCGGCUUUAUAGUAAGGGAGUUGGUAGAAGCACACGAUAAGCCACAAAAGACGAGGCGCAAUGUCAGCUGGUUGAACAGGCUAGAGUUCGAAGAUCGAGCGAGAGAGGCAUACCUCGAGGCACGGAGCGAUUUGAUACAGAAACGAUGCAGGCAAUGUAUCUUCCAGGGCGACCUGCACCUUUAUAUAUGGCAGCUGUCGUUUGUUUAUUUCAGCAUCAUAAGGAAUACAGUCAGCUGUUUUCAGAGUUGCUUUCCCCAAGCGAUGAUGAGCGCAUGCGUUAAAUGGGCCAAGGAGGAGGUUGACGCCUUCAAUACGAUCCUCGGUAGGCAACUAAGCAGUACCGAACGAGGCGGCGAAGUAUGGGUCCAGUGCAUGGAACGGGCCAAGGCUCAUGCUGAGAUGCUAGAAGCAGUUCAACUUGACUUCAGGGACCUUGUCGGUAGCGACAUACCACAGAACGAGACAGAUGAAGCUACCCCUGUUGGGCUUGCCAAUAUGGAUACCAACAUGGAGGAUGUUGGUCGGGUCCCUACCGAGUUGGCCCCUAUGCCUGCUUCAGAACCUGCUACCAUUCCUACGCUGGAUGGCUGGAUCGAGAGUCUUAUGAACUGCAAACAGCUAGCCGAGGCUGACGUCCAGAGGCUCUGCGAUAAGGCACGAGAGGUCCUACAAGAGGAAUCAAACGUUCAGCCAGUGAAAUGUCCCGUCACUGUGUGCGGCGAUAUCCACGGCCAGUUCCACGACCUCAUGGAACUGUUCAAAAUUGGUGGUCCAAAUCCUGAUACCAAUUACCUUUUCAUGGGUGAUUACGUUGACCGGGGGUACUACUCCGUUGAGACAGUUACCCUCCUUGUUGCCCUCAAGAUUCGAUAUCCGCAGCGCAUCACGAUAUUGCGCGGCAACCACGAGUCUAGACAGAUCACCCAGGUCUAUGGUUUCUACGAUGAGUGCCUACGGAAGUAUGGCAACGCCAAUGUCUGGAAGUUUUUUACCGACCUAUUCGACUUUCUGCCCCUUACUGCACUGAUUGACAACCAGAUUUUCUGCCUCCACGGAGGUCUUUCUCCGAGCAUUGACACCCUCGAUAACAUUCGAGCGCUCGACAGAAUUCAAGAAGUCCCACAUGAAGGUCCCAUGUGCGACCUGUUAUGGUCCGACCCUGACGAUCGCUGCGGCUGGGGUAUUUCCCCACGAGGUGCUGGUUACACCUUUGGCCAAGAUAUCUCAGAAGCCUUCAACCAUAACAAUGGGUUGACAUUAAUUGCGAGGGCUCAUCAGUUAGUUAUGGAGGGAUACAAUUGGUCGCAGGAUAGGAACGUGGUGACUAUCUUCUCUGCUCCUAAUUACUGUUACCGGUGUGGUAACCAAGCUGCAAUCAUGGAGAUCGACGAGCAUCUAAAAUACACCUUCUUACAAUUUGACCCUUGUCCACGAGCCGGUGAACCUAUGGUCUCUCGACGCACACCGGAUUAUUUCCUCUAA